This is a messenger RNA of Salvelinus fontinalis (brook trout), 11239 nucleotides long. RefSeq lists its product as uncharacterized. Gene Ontology annotation, cellular component: shelterin complex. Gene Ontology annotation, biological process: regulation of telomere maintenance via telomere lengthening; telomere capping. Gene Ontology annotation, molecular function: telomeric repeat DNA binding. The transcript has 12 exons. NCBI's taxonomy places the organism in Eukaryota, Metazoa, Chordata, Actinopteri, Salmoniformes, Salmonidae. The record is from RefSeq and is a predicted model, not a curated record. Bases 118 to 6417 code for a protein of 2099 amino acids.
ACAGGCGUUUUUAAUGUCGUACUAUGCACCGUGUGAUGCUGUAAACAAGAUUUUCACGGACAGAUCUGUGAAGAGAUCUACUGUUUUUGGUGUAGCUAAUGUUUACGAAAGCACAAAAUGCAAACGCUCCGGGAGGAACAGGGUCUUCCUCUGUCGUCUCUGCGUCUUUUUGUUCCGCCCCUGCGGCUGGUGUGUGCUGCUCUGUGGCAGGUGAUCGAGCGGAGAGACAUCAUGGACUAUGGGCUGCUGGAGGAGUUUGCCACCACCGUGUUGGAAAUAGUCCCUGAGCUGAUGAGUUACAGAGAGAGGGUCCAACUUCUCAUGGGACUAAGAGCACGGCUGGUCCUAGAGUUAUGUCGCUGUGAUGAUGAGUUGUGUCGCCCUGACACCGUUCAGCCACACCUGAACAGGAUGAGGAGCUGUAUCUCCAAUCAUAAGGGAGAGGUUUCAGAUCCAAAUGUGGAAGCAUCAGAGGCGAACUUCACGAAGCUGAUUGAAACCCUAAUGGAGGAGCCAAAGGAGAGGGAACUCUUCUUUCAGAAUGUUUUUCCAGAGGAGUUUGGCCCCGAGUAUGACUCAACACUGCAGAUUCUUGUGUGGGAGUUCCUGUCCAGACUGGAGAAACUGCUUCCUGCUCCAAACAUUAAACAGACUGCAUCGUGGCUCAACCUUGCCCCUGCUCUCUUAGAGGAGUGUGUGCAGUCUGUGGCUCACCCUGAGCCAUUACAGGCACUCCUCCAUCACCAUAAAAAUGGAAAACAGUUAGACACCAAUGCUCUAAGGUCGACUGGUGGUGACUACAUCCUCUCUUCACUGUCUUCCCCUUCCUCUGUGAAGGAAGAAAGUGCCUCUUACCAAGCUGGCCCAGAGAGACAGUCCUAUCCCACCAUGCAGGGAUAUCAAAGCCCUUUCCCAUGUGAUGAACCAGAGAUGAGUUGGGACUGCCGAAUGGCAGAUUGUAGGGUCUGGACUGUAAAGCCACCAGCCGGUUCUGCUUCUGUGGAGGUAGAGGUCGAGACUAUAGAGGACGCCACUGAUAUAAUGGUUAAACGCAAGACAAUCGACAAAGAGUCGAUAAAAGAGACGAGGAGAGAAGAAGCUGUUUUCUGCCCUCAGACACGCAGCGGACUGAAAACCAGCCGCUUGACAGCUGCCUGUCUGCGCCGUCAGCCUGUACUGCGUUUGAACAGGCUUGACAUUAGCAAUAUGCCAUUACCCAAGUCCUUGCUAACACUGAUUCUAAGGAGAGGGAGACUUCAGGCUGAGGUGACAAGACGCCCAGGACCGAAAAGAAGAGGCAGAAAGAAAAAACGGAGACGAGGACGGGGUGUUGCAAACGAGAAGAUUGAAACAGACACACUUGACGUGAGCGAUAUGCCGCUACCCAAGUCAUCACUAACGCUGACUCUAAAGAGAGGGAUAGUGCAGGCUGAGGCGACGAGUUCCCAAGUACCGAAGAAAAGAGGCAGAAAGAAAGGACAGAAAAUAGGACCUGGUAUCACAAGAUUAAAGAUUGAAAAUGUUGGAGUACAUACGCUUGACAUUAGCGAUACGUCAUUACCCAAGACCUCGCUAAAGCUGAUCAUACGGAGAAGGAAACUGCAGGCUGAGGCAACGGACAGAAAAGAAGGACAGAAAAGAAGAGGCAGAAAGAAAAAAUGGAGAAGAGGACGUGAUGUCAGAAAUGAGAAGACUGAAGCAAAGGGUGUGAAAAGAGAGCGGUCACCUGAAACUGAGGAAGAUGCCGAACCAUCAGAUAAUGAACUUUGGACCACUGUCAAUAAAGGGGCCACUGUCGAUGAGUCUGGUGGGGUCCGUGCUUCUCCUCAUUGUCCAUCAUCUCAUAAGAGGGAGGAGGAAUUGCAACAGCCCAUACAGCACUUUCACUCAGAGGAGCACAGGGGUCAUAUGGCCAAAGGGCAGAACAGAGAAGAACACUCAGAGAGUGUACCUCAGGACUCUCAAACUCUUGAGCCAUCCAACAGCGCUCACAAAAGAAGCUUUCGCUCAGAGGAGCACAGAGGUCAUAUGGCAGAAGGGCAGAACAGAGAAGAAUGCUCAGUUAGUGUACCUCAGGACUCUCUAACUCCUGAGCCAUCCAACAGCUCUCACAAAAGAAGCCAACGUGUCAAAGCAUGCUCUUUCUGUGGCAAGACUUUCACUGACACACUGGGCUUGACAAGACACAUGCGAUCUCACAUUGAGCAGAUGUCACAUCAAUGCACCCAGUGUGGGCAAGAGUUUGAAUUCAGUGAGGACUUAGAGGAACACCAGAAGCAUGGCUGUGAGGAAAUGAACAAAAAGGAUAAUAAUGAGGAAAAUGGUGAUGACUACUGUGGGAGAACUGUACAGCAAAAACCUGAUCUGAAAAAAAAAACGGAUCUAAAAAGAGACAAAAAACCUGAUCUAAAAAGAGACAAAAAACCUGAUCUGAAAAGAGACAAAAAACUUGAUCUGAAAGGAGACAAGAAAUCUGAUCUGAAAGGAGACAAGAAACCUGAUCUGAAAGGAGACAAGAAACCUGAUCUGAAAGGAGACAAGAAACCUGAUCUGAAAGGAGACAAGAAACCUGAUCUGAAAGGAGACAAGAAACCUGAUCUGAAAGGAGACAAGAAACCUGAUCUGAAAGGAGACAAGAAACCUGAUCUGGAAGGAGACAAGAAACCUGAUCUGGAAGGAGACAAGAAACCUGAUCUGGAAGGAGACAAGAAACCUGAUCUGAAAGGAGACAAGAAACCUGAUCUGGAAGGAGACAAGAAACCUGAUCUGGGAGGAGACAAACAACCUGAUCUGGGAGGAGACAAACAACCUGAACUGGGAGGAGACAAACAACCUGAUCUGGGAGGAGACAAACAACCUGAUCUGAGAGGAGACAAACAACCUGAUCUGGGAGGAGACAAACAACCUGAUCUGAGAGGAGACAAACAACCUGAUCUGGGAGGAGACAAACAACCUGAUCUGGGAGGAGACAAACAACCUGAUCUGGGAGGAGACAAACAACCUGAUCUGGGAGGAGACAAACAACCUGAUCUGGGAGGAGGCAAACAACCUGAUCUGGGAGGAGACAAACAACCUGAUCUGGGAGGAGACCUAAAACCUGAUCUGAAAGGAGACACGCAAGACUGCUCCAUAAAGUGCCAUGUGUGCGGGAAAAUAACUACUCGUAUGCUGGGUUUGCGAAGGCACCUUCUAAUUCACUUCAACAAUGGAGCAUACAAGUGCUCUGCGUGUCCAAAGACUUUUAUAUCAAAUGCUGAUUUGAGAUCGCACCUGAGAUCAAAAAGAUCUUGUAGGGAGAAAUGUUCUGAUGAAGUAAUUACUACCGGGCUCCACCUCAAAUCUGUCCCUGGUGAGUACAAGUGUCCUUACUGUGGGGACACUUUCCAGCUCCCAGAUGAUCUAAGAGGACACACAAAAGACUGUUCCAGAAAGUGCCAUGUGUGUGGGAAAACUACUGCUCGAAUGCUGGAUAUGCGAAGGCACAUGUUAAAACACAACAACAAUGGCCCAUACAAGUGCCCGGUGUGUCCAAGGACUUUUAUAUCCCAUACUGAUUUGAAGAUGCACCUAAAAACAAAAAAACUUUGUAGGGAGAAAUGUUCUGACGUAAUGAUGAAUGAAUUACUUUCUUCAGCAGAUGGUAAAUGUAGGGAAAAUGUCAAUGAAACAGGAGUCAUGACAAGGUGCCAACAACCAAGCUCUAACAACACAGCCAGGCCUUUGAAGAGCAUUGAAGAGUUCUUUGAAGAAUUCUCUCAUGACUUGCAGCAAUCUGAUAACAGCAUAAGUAGUGAAGUGAACCUGAAUAGCCUGAAUAGCCUCGAUGAAGACUACAGUGACGAGAUCAGUCAAUACCAACCCAUGAAGGAUGUUGACUUGAAUAGCCUCCAUGAAGACUCCAUAAUGACCACUGAAGACUACAGUGACGAGAUCAGUCAAUACCAACCCAUUAAGGAUGUUGACUUGAAUAGCCUCCAUGAAGACUACAGUCAGGCAGAGAUCAGUCAAUACCAACCCGUUAAGGAUGUUGACUUGAAUACCCUCCAUGAAGACUACAGUCAGGCAGAGAUUAGUCAAUACCAACCCGUUAAGGACGUUGACCCAGAGGAGGACAGAAGGACUGCGGAUGAUUCAGGGGGAAAUGAGAUGGCCAAUGACAAAGAACCAAACUCAACCGAAUGCUUAACAGAGGAGCAGGUGUCACACACUGAGGCAUGCUCUCUCCAGGAUUCUCAAUCAGAGACAAGCGGAGAAGUGAAGAACGAGAUACAGAGAGGGAAACUGCAGGCUGAGGCCACGGGAUCCCAAGGACAGAAAAGAAGAGGCAGAAAGAGAAAACAGAAAAGAGGACGUGAUGUCAGAAAUGAGAAGACCGAGGCAAAGAGUGUGAAAAGAGAGCACUCACCUGAAACUGAGGAAGAUGCUGAACCAUCAGAUAAAGAACUUUGGACCUCUGUCAAUGAAAGGACCUCUGUCAAUGAUUCUGGUGGAGUCCGUGCUUCUCCUCAUUGUCCAUCAUCUCAUAAAAAGGAGGAGGAAUUGCAACAGCCCAUACAGCACUUUCACUCAGAGGAGCACAGGGGUCAUAUGGCCAAAGGGCAGAACAGAGAAGAAUGCUCAGUUAGUGUACCUCAGGAUUCUCUAACUCCUGAGCCAUCCAACAUCUCUCACAAAAGAAGCCAACGCAUCAAAGCAUGCUCUUUCUGUGGCAAGACUUUCACUGACACACUGGGCUUGACAAGACACAUGCGAUCUCACAUUGAGCAGAGAUCACAUCAAUGCACCCAGUGUGGGCAAGACUUUGAAUUCAGUGAGGACUUAGAGGAACACCAGAAGCAUGGCUGUGAGGAGAAGAAGAAUGAGGAUGGAGGGAACAAUAACGAGAACGGCGAGGACAAUGGGGAUGACUACUGUGGAGAAAGUGUCCAGCAAAAAACUGAAUUGAAAGAAAAUUGUGAUCUGCAAGGAGACCUAAAACAACAUGUAAAAGGAGACACACAAGACUGCUCCAUAAAGUGCCAUGUGUGCGGGAAAAUAACUACUCGUAUGCUGGGUUUGCGAAGGCACCUUCUACUUCACUUCAACAAUGGAGCAUACAAGUGCUCUGCGUGUCCAAAGACUUUUAUAUCAAAUGCUGAUUUGAGAUCGCACCUGAGAUCAAAAAGAUCUUGUAGGGAGAAAUGUUCUGAUGAAGUAAUUACUACCGGGCUCCACCUCAAAUCUGUCCCUGGUGAGUACAAGUGUCCUUACUGUGGGGACACUUUCCAGCUCCCACAUGAUCAGAAAGGACACACAAAAGACUGUUCCAGAAAGUGCCAUGUGUGUGGUAAAACCAUCUUGAAGGUAUGUGACAUGCGAAGGCACAUGUUAAAGCACAACAACAACGGCCCCAUCAAGUGCCCGGUGUGUCCGAAGACUUUUAUAUUCCAUACUGAUUUGAAGACGCACCUGAAAAUGAAAAUACUUGGUAGGGUGAAAUGUUCUGAUGUGAUGGCGAAGGAAUUACUGUCUCCCGUAGAUGGUAGAUCAAGGGAUUUUUUUCAUGAAGCAGGUGUCAUGACAAGGUGCCAACAACCAAGCUCCAGCAACACAGGUGGGCCUUCAAAGAUCGGGCCUGUGUUGGGUUUGAAGAGCUUUGAAGAGUUCUUUGAAGAUCUCUCUCAUGACUCCGAUAUCAGCAUGAGUAGUGAUGUUAACCUGAAUAGCCUCCAUGAAGACUACAGUCAGGAGGUCAGUCAAUACCAAUCCAUGAAGGACAUUGAUCAAUCCAACCCUGGUGAAUACAAGUGUCCUCACUGUGGGGACACUUUCCAGUUCCCACAUGAUCUGAAAGAACACACAAAAGACUGUUCCAGAAAGUGCCAUGUUUGUGGGAAAACAACUUCGAAGACAUGUGACAUGCGAAGGCACAUGUUAAAACACUACGAUGGCCCCAUGAAGUGCCCGGUGUGUCCAAAGACUUUUAUAUUCCAUACUGAUUUGAAGAAGCACCUGAAAACGAAAAGACUUUGUCGGGAGAAAUGUUCUGAUGUAAUGGUAAAGGAAUUACUGUCUACAGUAGAUGGUAGAUGUAGGAAAAAUGUCAGUGAAACAGGAGUCAUGACAAGGUGCCAACAAUCAAACAGUUUGAAGAGCUAUGAAGAGUUCUUUGAAGAGCUCCCUCAUGACUCAGAUAAGAGCAUGAGUAGUGGUGUGAACCUCUAUAGCCUCCAUGAAGACUACAGUCGGGAGAUCAGUCAAUACCAACCCAUGAAGGAUGUUGACCUGAAUAGCCUCCACGAAGACUACAGUGAUGAUAUUAGUCAAUACCAACCCAUUAAGGACAUUGACGCAGAUGAGGACAAUAAGUCUUUGGAUGAUUCAGGGGGGAAUGAGAUGCCCAAUUGUCAGACCCUGGACGAAAGGGGCUGUGACUAAGCUCAGUCAGUAUCAUAGAUCAGACUACACCACCCUAUGUUUACACUAAGAAUAGGGAGGUCUGAAUUACAGUUAUACCAUAGACAACACCGGUUCUUUUAGUUUGGGUUUGAGUAGAAGAACAUGGAAGAAUGGUCCAUCUCAGUUUCCAUGAACCACAGUAGCGUAAGCUUUUGUUCAGCACAAGAUGGAGGAUACACCAUAAAACAAGUAACACCAUCAAAUAACAACAACAGGUUUCAGUUCAGGUGGAAGGUAAUACUUCUCUUAGUAAAACCAAGGCUUCCGAAAGAGCUCGGCCACAGCUUCAACACAAACACAGCUUCCAUCUCACCUGCACCUUCCCCAAGGCGGCCGCACCCCAAACAGAAAGGGUUAUAAAGGGGCAGGGAAACACAGGGAGACAAUCACAUCUUUCAUUGAGUCACGGAGUUAACAAAUACUAAAUUAGGAGCACCUGGGCCAAAGCAUGCACAGUAUAGGGCAUUCGUCACUCCUGUGACACAAUGACAAAGAACCAAACUCGACCAACGGCUUAACAGGGAAACACUGACCCAAGCCCUCUCCAGGAUUUAAUCUGAGAGAAGAAUGAGAUACAGGUGAUACCAACCUGGUCUCAGUAUUUCGUAUUAUUCUUUACGUAAAUUCGAGACACCCCAUUUAGUAUGAUAUGUUACAUUUCGAAUGGUAUGUACAGUUGAAGUCGGAAGUUUACAUACACUUAGGUUGGAGUCAUUCAAACUCGUUUUUCAACCACUCCACAAUUUCUUGUUAACAAACUAUAGUUUUGGCAAGUUGGUUAGGACAUCUACUUUGUGCAUGACACAAGUAAUUUUUCCCAAAAAAUUAUUACAGACAGAUUAUUUAACUUAUAAUUCACAGUAUCACAAUUCCAGUGGGUCAGAAGUGUACAUUCACUAAGUUGACUGUGCCUUUAAACAGCAUUGAAAAUUCCAGAAAAUUAAGUCAUGGCUUUAGAAGCUUAUGAUAGGCUAAUUGACAUAAUUUGUGUUAAUUGGAGGUGUACCUGUGGAUGUAUUUCAAGGCCUACCUUCAAACGCAGUGCCUCUUUGCUUGACAUGGGGAAAUCAAAAGAAAUCAGCUAAGACCUCAGGAAAAAAAAGUGAAGUCGGGUUCAUCUUUGGGAGCAAUUUCCAAAUGCCUUAAGGUACCACGUUCAUCUGUACAAACAAUAGUACGCAAGAAUAAACACCAUGGGACCACACAGCCGUCAUACCGCUCAGGAAGGAGACGCGUUCUGUCUCCCAGAGAUGAACGUACUUUGGUGCGAAAAGAGCAAAUCAAUCCCAGAACAACAGCAAAGGACCUUGUGAAGAUGCUGAAGGAAACAGGUACAAAAGUAUCUAUAUCCACAGUAAAACGAGUCCAAUAUCGACAUUACCUGAAAGGCCGUACAGCAAGGAAGAAGCCACUGCUCCAAAAUUGCCAUAAAAAAAGCCAGACUACGGUUUGCAACUGCACAUGGGACAAAGAUUGUACUUUUUGGAGAAAUGUCCUCUGGUCUGAAGAAACAAAAAUAGAACUGUUUGGCCAUAAUGACCAUCGUUAUGUUUGGAGGAAAAGGGGGGAGGCUUGCAAGCCGAAGAACACCAUCCCAACCGUGAAGCACAACAUCCCAACCGUGAAGCACGGGGGUGGCAGCAUCAUGUUAUGGGGGUGCUUUGCUGCAGGAGGGACUGGUGCACUUCACAAAAUAGAUGGCAUCAUGAGAGGAAAAUUACGUGGAUAUAUUGAAGAAACAUCUCAAGACAUUGGUCAGGAAGUUAAAGCUUGGUCGCAAAUGGGUCUUCCAAAUGGACAAUGACCCCAAGCAUACUUCCAAAGUUGUGGCAAAAUGGCUUAAGGACAACAAAGUAAAAGUAUUGGAGUGGCCAUCACGAAGCCCUGACCUCAAUCCUAUAGAAAAUGUGUGGGCAGAACUGAAAAAGCGUGUGCAUGCAAGGAGGCCUACAAACCUGACUCAGUUACACCAGCUAUGUCAGGAGGAAUGGGCCAAAAUUCAGCCAACUUAUUGUGGGAAGCUUGUGGAAGGCUACCCAAAACGUUUGAGCCAAGUUAAACAAUUUAAAGGCAAUGCUACCAAAUAUUAAUUGAGUGUAUGUAAACUUCUGACCCACUGGGAUUGUGAUGAAAGAAAUAAAAGCUGAAAAAUAUUAUUCUCUCUACUAUUAUUCUGACAUUUCACAUUCUUAAAAUAAAGCGGUGAUCCUAACUGACCUAAGACGGGUAAUUUUUACUAGGAUUAAAUGUCAGGAAUUGUGAAAGACUGAGUUUAAAUGUAUUUGGCUAAGGUGUAUGUAAACUUCUGACUUCAACUGUAUUUGUGAAAGUCCAUCAUCCAUUUCAUAUGAUAUGUUACAAAUAACAAUUUGUAUAUGUUAUGGAUAUGCAAAACUUAAAAUAUAUGUAACAAAUUUGCAAAAUGUACAAUAUGUUACGAAUUUGCAAAACGGAUGAUAUGUUACGAAUUCCAAUUUGUUGUGGCUGACAUUAGCUACGUGGCUAAUGCUAAUGUUUGCUAGCUGGAAGACGUUAGCUAGGCUAGGGUUUAGGAGUUAGGUUAAAGGGUUAAGUUUAGGGUUAGCUAACAUGCAAAGUAGCUAAAAAGUAGUAAGUAGAUGAAAAGUUGCCAAAAUUUGAGGUUGACAUUUAUUUUUUUACAGAAACAACUUUUAUAUGUCUUAGUUUUUUUCUAGAUGUUGUUAUAGGUUAGGUAGUUAAGUUGUACGAACACAAAAUAAAAACGGGGAAAGAAAUUAAAAAAGUUUGGAAAAUUCCGGAAAAUACAUAGUCGUGACUAUUGUGAGUUUAAAAAAUAUAUAUUUUAUUUUUGGAGGAUGUGUUAUGGGGAAGGUGUUUGUUAUUUAAGCAAGCAUGAACACACUUGGACACUACACGGGCAUUUCCACACUCCAUCCCCAGGGGGCAGCAGCAACUGGGUCCAGGUGCUGAGCGAGGCUUUGAUAAGCCCGCAGGUGGAGGUAAUCAGGAGGAUUUUCAAACCGUGAGAGUGCUGUGGCUAGUAGCCUGCCAUUUUUUGUUUGAGUUACCUUUUUAGUUUUGGGCAUGCCUUAUUGUACUAUCGUUUUUGUUUAUAUUUAUUUUGUCACCAUGAACUGGACAAGUCAAGAAUCAGCUUGGGCUGCUGACCCAAGGAAUCAUUACUGAGCUGGACCAAGGUAAGGUUGCUGUCUCUAGGGGGCACAUGCAAACAACACAGUUUGCAUACUCUUACUUAUUACAUAAAUGCACACAUUACAUCAGGUUACAGACUAUUUAGCUAGGCCUAGGACCCCUAGACAUAACGAGUGUAGCAAAAUCAGUAGGGUAGUUAAUCGGUUUCAUAACAUAAUUGGAGCUCGUCAAGGCAUAAAUGUUGGCAUUUGGGUGCUCAUGUGGGGCAGGUGUUAAGUCUGGGUGGUUUUGAACCAGUUUGGUAUUGUGGUGGUGCAUUUGUUGAGAAAGUUUGUAGCCCGUGUUUGUGUCGAGCUCGCAUGCUAGGAGAGGUUUCCAGCAGCGCAAGUGUGGUUUUCAGUUUGUUAGUUAGCAAGAUAGCUGAUAUUAUUGGUCAACAAAACAUUUUGGGCUGUCGGCCAAGAGGUUAGUCAAAUUGUUUCCAGCUGGUAUUCGUUAUCUACUGUAGGGCUGGUGAGUGUUUUGCUCGUGGGCAGGAACAUUUUCUGUUGAGUUAAUUACUAGUUAAUUACAAAGGUUUUCUGUGGUAAACUGUUGAAUAUUUGCCUGUUGAAAACCACAACUUCCUACUAAGUCCCACUGUUUGUGCUGCUUGAUUUGAUUUCUCUCUAAAAACUGCACUUUGAGCUCACAAAAAAUGGAAUUCAAAUAAUUGAAUCAAUCAAUUUGUUUUUUUAAACUGAAAAUAAACCAACAUUUCGGCUAAUCCCUCAGCACUAGUGUACAUAUUGGUACUUAGUUAAGGAAGUUUUAUUAAAAUAAAAAAUAAAGAUUAAAAGUUUGAAAAAAAAUCAGGAAAAUAGAUAGUGGUGACUGAGGUUUUCUUUUCUUGUUGGGGCAGGUGUUCUGGAAUAUGUUUGGUAGUUAAGUAAGUAGGCCGAGGACCUCUGGACAUCAUGAGUGUAGCAAAAUCAGUAGGCUAGUUAAUCGUUCGUAACAAUGUGUAGGAAUAGGAAUAUGGCUCUAGCUCUCCUAAACCUGGGCCUCUAUUCUCAGAGUAGGAGUGUUGAUCUAUGAUCAGUUUGCCUUUCAGAUCAUAAUAAAUUAGAUAGGGAGGACAAAUGGUGACUUUUGUUUGUUUUUGUUUUUACUUUGUCAAAAUGUGACAACUAUAUCCCAUCUUUCCCCUUUCUCUGCCUCUUUAUCAUUAUCCACUUUUAUAACAUGAUUAUAAUACUUAUCAUGUAUUGUCACUAUACACUUUGGAUAAAAGCUAUGGGUUUCCACUGGACCGGGCUGAAGCGACCAUCGUUUUUGUUUGUUGUUUUUGAACUAUGAGUUCUGUGCCACCCGGGACGCAAACUCUUGGUUGGCUCUCGACUGAGCUAAAGUGACAUUCCUUUAUUUUGUUUGUUUUUACUUUACGUCAAAAUGUGACAACUAUAUAUCUCUUUUUUCUCCUUUCUGGCCCUCUCUAUAUCAUUAUUAUCCACCUUUAUAGCAUGUUUAUAAUACUUAAAUAUUAUGUAAAGUCACUGUACACUGUAAGUUACUUUGGAUAAAAGCAUCAACGACUCUUGGAAUUAUCUACAUGUUUAUACAUCUUGUUUUCAAAUUCACAUUGGUGUGAUACAUUUAAUGUAUUAAAGAAGAAAAAUGAAAAAGC